This is a messenger RNA of Fusarium proliferatum ET1, 1593 nucleotides long. Its product is annotated as putative sexual development activator VeA protein. Bases 1 to 1593 code for a protein of 530 amino acids. The transcript is spliced from 2 exons. The record is from RefSeq and is a predicted model, not a curated record. NCBI's taxonomy places the organism in Eukaryota, Fungi, Ascomycota, Sordariomycetes, Hypocreales, Nectriaceae.
AUGGCUACACCAUCCUCGAUUCCUGCCGAGCCAAAGCGCGAUGUCGUCAACAGGAUUCACAGAGUUACAAGAGGGAAUCGCAGCCUUUGGUAUCAGAUGACUGUUCUGCAGCAACCUGAGCGUGCCCGAGCCUGCGGUUCUGGUUCAAAAGCCAACAGUGAUCGCCGACCUGUUGAUCCUCCCCCCGUUGUCGAGCUUCGGAUUAUCGAGGGACCUAGUGUGGAAGAGGGCAAGGACAUCACUUUUGACUACAACGCCAAUUUCUUUCUAUAUGCCAGUCUGGAGCAUGCCCGUCCACUUGCGCGCGGUCGGGUCAAUACUCCAGCUGCUGGUAACCCACCCAUUCUGACUGGUGUCCCUGCUUCUGGCAUGGCCUAUCUCGACCGUCCCACUGAAGCUGGUUAUUUCAUCUUUCCCGAUCUUUCUGUCCGCCACGAGGGCCUUUACAUACUGACCUUCAGUUUGUUCGAGACUACCAAGGAGGAAAGGGACUUUGAUCUGGAACCUGCCGAUGGCGAUCUUCCACCCGGAGUCGACUACAGAAUGGAAAUCAAGACCGACCCUUUCAGCGUCUAUAGCGCUAAGAAGUUUCCUGGUUUGAUGGAGAGUACUCAACUCAGCAAGACUGUUGCCGACCAGGGCUGCCGAGUUCGAAUUCGACGAGAUGUUCGUAUGAGGAAGCGGGAAAGCAAGCCUGGUGCCGGCAACAGCAACAGUGGUGGAAACGGUUUCGAACGUCGGGAAGAGGACUUUGGUCGCAGAAGGACUAUCACUCCAGCAUCAGAAGACCCCCACAGUAUCCGAAACCGAUCUCACAGUAACUCGAGCGAACAACGAACUCCUUAUACCGACGCUUCUCGCCGACCUUCGAUGGUGGAUUCUUAUCCGCCCCCACCACCACCUCCCUCCUAUGAGCCUGCUCCUUCUGCAUCACGUCAUCUCGACUUUGGAGAUUCUUCUGCUGCUCAAUACCCAACACCACGACAAUAUGCUCACCAACCUGGCCUGCAAAUAACGCCCGGUCCUCCUAGUGGUUCUUAUGCCCCUACAGCUCAGUCUCCGUACUCCAAGACGGAUGCGCCUUACGGUUACGUCAACCGUAAUAUUCCUCCCUCGUGCCCUUCACCAGCUCCCUCUGUCAAGCACGACUUGUAUGACCGCAGACAAUCUACCAGCUCCUACGUUCCCCCUUCCCCUUCAGUCUACUCUACCGAAGGCCACCAUCGCCGAGACUCGCGGCCGUCAUACCCGCCCACGCCAGUUGCUGCACCUCGUCCUCGACCUAUGCACAGCCAGACUUCCCUCCCGGCUCUCAAGAUAGACCAGCUCGUCUCUCCUGUUUCCCCGCUACCUCCUAUUGAGCCACAGACUGGCCCUGCUCCUGAACUACCUCCUAUCAAUGUUGGUGGCAAGCGCAAGCACGAGAGCGUCUUCGCCCAGAGCACCCGUCCACUCCACAAUGGUCAGCGACAAGUGGAUCCUCACUACGGUCGAUCUCACCGUGGUUAUAGCCCCGAUCAUGACCAAGGCUGGUACUCUCGAGCCGAUGGUCAAAUCAGCUCCGUCCAGUUCAACCGGUAUUAUGACGAAUAG